Messenger RNA from Hydractinia symbiolongicarpus, 1408 nucleotides. RefSeq lists its product as uncharacterized. Bases 58 to 1065 code for a protein of 335 amino acids. Lineage: Eukaryota; Metazoa; Cnidaria; Hydrozoa; Anthoathecata; Hydractiniidae. The record is from RefSeq and is a predicted model, not a curated record. Gene Ontology annotation, molecular function: DNA binding. The transcript is spliced from 2 exons. Gene Ontology annotation, cellular component: nucleus.
UGUUUGAGAGAUGUGAUAACUGGAGUACGUCUGGCUGGAGGUGCUAUUUCAAGAAAAAUGGUCAUAGCAAUUGGUAAUGGAGUCGUCAAGGCAAACUGUCCAUCAAAACUUAAAGAAUUCGGUGGUCAUAUUGUACUUACAGAAGGCUGGGCUAGAAAUGUAUUGAAAUCGAUGGCAUGGUCUGAACGAGAAGGAACGACCGGCAAAAUCGAGCCAAGUGAACAAUUUUUACUUGAAGAAAAGUUCACAUUUCAACGACAAAUUUCCGCUGUUGUCAGCGAUGAUGAUAUUCCUAAGGAUCUUAUAUUAAAUUUGGACCAAACUCCUUUAUCUUAUGUGUCUCCUGGAAAAUACACUUUCAAUUCAAAAGGAGCAAAAACUGUUCCAAUUAAAGGCAUCGAUGAUAAGAGACAAAUAACAGCUACUUUUGUUAUCAGCAUGACUGGUAAGUUUCUCCCGAUUCAACUUAUCUAUGAAGGCAAAACAAAAAGAUGCCUCCCAAAGUUUGAUUUUCCAACUGGCUUUAAUGUUACAUUUUCCAGCAAUCAUUGGUCAAAUACUGAAAAAUCAAUGGAGCUAUUUGAAGAUAUUAUUUUUCCGUACCUGGAUAAAGUCAAAGUAAAUCUGAAUUAUCCAAAGGAGCAACUAUCGUUAAUAAUCAUGGAUACAUUCAAGGGGCAGGAUAACGAAGCUGUUCUUCAACUUUGCCGAAAGAAUUCUUGCAGAGUUAUAAUAGUGCCCCACAACCUAACAAAUAAGUUUCAACCACUGGAUAUAACCUUGAACAAGCCAGCAAAAUCGUUCAUUUCCAAUUGUUACAAUGAAUGGUUUUCUCAUCAAGUUUCCCAGCAGUUGGAGAAAGGCAUAAGACCUGCAGAUAUUAAAGUGUCGCUUAAUCUAACCGAAUUAAAGGUGAUGCAUGCUAAAUGGAUUUCAAAACUUUAUGAAUUCUUAUGUGCUCAAGAUAAAAUGAUAUUAAAUGGCUUCAAAGCUGCUGGUAUAACAGAAGCAGUGGAAUCUGCUAAUGCUGUCUUGGAAAGAAUUGAAAACCCUUUUCGUUGUUAAAAUAUUUACUUAUUUUUCUCUGCUAUUUGUAUGAACGGUUUGUUGUUGUUGAUUAUGUUGUUUUUGAUGUUUAUAUUACAAAGAUACCAUUGUUAGCAUUAAAUUAAACAGUAGGAAUUCAAAAGAACUUCUUUAAUUUUCUUUCUCCUUUACCAGGUUUGGUUUUACAGGAUCAUUAUACACUAACUCUGUGAAAAAGCUCUCCACCAAAUAUGGUCAUAAAUAAUUGAACCAAUCAUUAACCGAGAAAUUAUUUGCUUUUAUCAUCUCACGUGGGUUUAAGAGAAAGCUAUUGGUUCAAUUGGUUCAAACUUAGUGUAUACAAAGACAUAAUAUAGCGGAG